Sporisorium graminicola is the source of this 1143-nucleotide messenger RNA. RefSeq lists its product as uncharacterized. Gene Ontology annotation, cellular component: cytosol. The record is from RefSeq and is a predicted model, not a curated record. Lineage: Eukaryota; Fungi; Basidiomycota; Ustilaginomycetes; Ustilaginales; Ustilaginaceae. The transcript has a single exon. Bases 1 to 1143 code for a protein of 380 amino acids. Gene Ontology annotation, molecular function: aldose reductase (NADPH) activity.
AUGUCGUCCAAUCAAGCAUCGACGUCUGCAUCCGCAGCAGCUACCUCCUCUACCGCUGCUCCUGCUGCUCCUGCUGCUGCUGCUGCAUCAGCGAUCGCAUCCACCCCUGCUGCGCGCUCGCGCCUCGACAAGAUCCCCAAGCUGCUCUACGGUACAGCGUGGAAAGGCGACUACACCUCUGAUCUUGUCAUUCUCGCCCUCUCGCAUGGCUUCCGCGGCAUCGACACGGCGGGGCAACGCAAACACUACCGCGAAGACCAUGUCGGCCAGGCGCUCUCCACCGCCCAAACGGACUUGGAUUUGGAUCGACGCGAUGUAUGGGUACAGUCCAAGUUCACGCCACGCUCAGGGCAGGACUGGACGCAUCCGGAACUGAUACCGUUUGCACAGGAUGAGGACGUCGAGGUGCAGGUGCGCAAGUCGUUCGCUGCGUCGUUGCGCAACCUGCAUCCGUGGUUGGAGUUCGAAGCGCUCGAAACAGUGGCUAGCAAGAUCAACGCGAAUCACGCCCGCGGAGCCGAGGGGGAGGAUCUCGACGCCGGCGUCGCAUACGGCGACGUCAAAGGCGAAGCGUAUCUCGACAGCUACGUGCUCCACUCUCCACUGACUACGUUGGAACGCACGCUCAAGGUGUGGGCGACCAUGGAAUCCUUUGUCCAUCUCGGCCUGGUCCGUCAAAUAGGCAUCAGCAACGUCUACGACCCAGACAUCUUCCAGGCCAUCGCACGCACCACGCGCAUUCCCCCGAGCGUAGUCCAGAACCGCUGGCACUACACCACCGGCCACGACGUUGCGCUCCUCUCGCUUCUCUCCCCCACGCUGUCUCCGAACGACUACGCGAGCGGCAAGCGAGACGCCGUGGUGUACCAGCCCUUCUGGUCGCUUACGGGCAACCCGAAUCUGCUCGCCAGCGUCGAGGUGCAGGACCUGGCGAUCCGCAAAGGCUGGACCCCGCAGCAGACGGUCUAUGCCUUCCUCGCCAGUGGCAUGAACAUCCCCGGCUUGACUGUCACCGUGCUGUCCGGCACCACCAGCGAGCAGCACAUGGUCGAGGCGGUCAAGGCCGUCCACGAGGGCCAGCGCGAAGAUACGUGGGAGCCGGGCGACCUGGAUCGCAUCCGACGCGUCGUGUAUGGCGAGUGA